CAGCAACACGCUGUGCUUCCAAUAUAUCGGACAGUUCAGCACGACAAUCGCGUAUUUGCAUUGCGUGCCAUGAUGAAACACAUUGAUCGGAUCCCAUGACGUUUCGUUGCGCUGCGAUGAUUCCGGUUGCAUCCCGCGGAUUCGGACGACGCAACGUGACUAAAAUCGACGUAAUCCGCAGAUUGAGGUUAAGAAAAAGAAUUUCGAAGCGAUCGAUGGGUUCGAGAAUUUGGAUGUGGAAAAAUAUACCUGGCGUUCCGGGCAGAUGCAACGACGUGCUUUACACGCUGCCGAUGUCGCAGCCUACACGCGACAUCCUCGUGUUCUUUGGCGGCGACGUCCAAGAUAUUCAAAUAAAUAUGGAAAAACAUCCAGACAGUAAAGAAUACGUCAAGUGGAGUCUGGACAACACGGCAAUCAUGCUCUCAAAACAGUUUCCUAAAUGUCAUAUAUUUGUGGUUCGCCCAUCCAGAAUGACAAUAACCAAGCACGCGGUGUUCAGUUGUUUCGACAACUUUGUUCCGGGAGACAAAUACGGCACACCCUCAUUUUGUCCCAUGCACAAAGCGUUGAAACACACGAAAGAACUUCUCCUUUGUUGCUUGGAACGUGUUAAAACAUUAAACCUGGAAGAGGACAUCGACGAUUUUAAUAUUGAAACAACAAAUGUGAGCCUAAUGGGUUUCAGCAAGGGUUGCGCGGUUUUGAAUCAAUUUCUUUACGAAUUUCAUUAUUACGACGAGAAUCCGAACACCGACGGCAAUACGAGGAAUUUUAUCAAACUUAUCAAAGAUAUGUGGUGGCUGGAUGGCGGGCACAACGGUUCGAAAAACACGUGGAUUACGGAUCAAAAUAUAUUACGAUCUUUCGCCAAAUUAAGAAUAGACGCUCACGUACACGUCACCCCGUAUCAAAUGCAGGACUUUCAUCGGCCGUGGAUUCACGCGGAAGAAGGUGGGUUUAACGCGACUUUGAAAAAGUUGGGAGUUCCCGUACAACGGACCUUACAUUUCGCCGAUAGGGAGCGAAGUUUGUCAUCACACUUCAACGUUCUUACGGAAGUUAAGAGUAACGUAGGAUAAAAAAAAAAAAAAAAACUUAC
This is a messenger RNA of Pseudomyrmex gracilis, 1102 nucleotides long. Its product is annotated as UPF0565 protein C2orf69 homolog. NCBI's taxonomy places the organism in Eukaryota, Metazoa, Arthropoda, Insecta, Hymenoptera, Formicidae. The transcript is spliced from 6 exons. The coding region runs from base 96 to 1082 and encodes 328 amino acids. Gene Ontology annotation, cellular component: mitochondrion. The record is from RefSeq and is a predicted model, not a curated record.